AUGAUUGUGAGAAAAAAGUAUGAAAUCGCAGCGCUCGGCUUCUAUGCAGAUAAUAACAUACAAUCGUUUGUAUGUUUCUCGUGUAUGCUAAUCGUAAGAUUCAAAGAUUGGAAAGACAUACACGAACAUCACAGAAAAACAUCGCCGUUUUGCGCUUUCAUACAAGGACGAGAUGUAAGCAUUGGUGACGAUAAGCCUCGGACUGAAUUCUCGCCUAAAUGUCAAGGAUUUACCAACUUUUCAAACAUUGAAACAUUCAACAGACGGCUCAGCGAUGCAAACAGAAACAAAGUAUUGCGACACUAUUCACUAAACACACCGUACCUUAACGCUGCGCCGACACUGAAGAGUUAUGUUUUGACAACAAUUUUCUCUCCGGUCUACAUUCCGAAGCUGUUAAGAUCGGACCAAGAAAACCGUUUAAAAACAUUUAACGUACAUACGUAUACAUUCCCACCAACCGCAUCGGACUUUCCGUACCCCGAGAUUAGCGACAUGUUGGCGAGAAAUGGGUUUUUCUAUACGCUAUACAAUUCAGUUAUUCAGUGCGCUUUUUGCCGUGUAGUUAUAAGUAAUAUAACACACAUCACAAUGGAAGAAGAUGUUCUUUCAAUGCAUGCAAUCUUUUCAAGAGAUUGUCAACUUAUCUCCGGCAAAGAUGUGGGCAAUAUUCCCCGUAUUAUCACACAUACCGCUACCCCUACCGAAAAUGAAUCACAUCAAUGCAAAGUAUGUCUUAUCAACCAAAUCGAUGUUAUAUAUAAAUGCGGCCAUUUUGUUGUGUGCUCAAGCUGUGCAACACAAAUGAACUCGUGUCCCACAUGUAGAGCGCCUCUACAUGACAUGCGCCUUUCGUUCAAAAUGCCUUCUGAUAUAACUGAGAUAUUUACUGUUGAUUACGAGUUGAAAAAUAAAUUCAAAAUAUACCGUUCAUCAAGACCUUUAUACCACUCCUUUUCAUCAAGAUCAACACGACUUAAGAGCUUUGUUGGCGAAAUAUGGACUAAAAUACCGAUCCAUAAAAGUGAAAUGGCCAAAGCUGGCUUUUUUUCUAUCCAAAGUAGCGAUCGAGUAGCGUGCUUUCAUUGCGGCUUUGGAUUGUGUAAUUGGGAAUUAGAUGACGAUCCCUGGAUAGAGCAUAAUAAAUGGUCUAAAAAUUGUCAUUAUGUGCAACUCAAUUCAGAUACAGUUCGCCGGCAAGAAUGUAAAUUCGAAUUUUUAAUGAGACAUUUCAUUCUCCACGGCUUUCAAACAGAUAUUGUUAAACAACUCAACAAUACUUAUUCAGCCGCCAAAAUCCGCGACGCACUCAUGAAUAAGUUUACAAAAGAUGGGCGUGACUUUACAUCUGUUGACGAAUUAAAAGCCCAGUUAGAGCAUAAACCUGUUACCAGACAUAGUUAUGACAAGAGCAAAGAAUGUAUAAUAUGCCUUGACGAAGAAAUUUCAGUCUCAUUCUUGCCUUGCGGUCAUACUGUGUGCUGCUCAUUCUGUGCCCCUUCCUUCACAAGUUGCGUACUUUGUCGCGAUCAAUUUUCUAUUUUGCGUUUGGUUCGCACACGUAAUAUGCAAACCCCAAUAUAUGUCUUCAACGACAACUGGGACACCCACUACACUUUCACCGCCGACGACGACAACAAUUAUGCCUCAAGAUAUAGACGAGGAGGACGCCGAUUACCCAUUUAUUCAUUUUCGACAAUGUAUUCAGUAUUAGCUCACGACAAUUACAGCGAUAAGGCAUUUACAUUAGACACGGAGGACUAUAAUAUAUCAAUUAGCAAGUUCUCGCAACCGUUUCACGCCGUGAUUACUAAAACAACGUUCAAACCUCCAAAGUUUAAAUUCAAACACCCGUUUACUUGUAUAGUGUCUGGAAUGACAAGUAGCGGCAAAACAGUACUUAUCAAACGUGUACCAUCAAUUGAUGACAUUAAAAAACACAAACCGGAUCUAAUAGUAUUGGACGAUUUGAUGGACAACAUCACGGAUAAUGCAUCCGACAUCGCCAGAAGACGCUCGUUGCCCUUCCUCCGGUAUGCAACAAAAAAACCGACUGGUUCGCGCAGGCGUAUACUCAAGGAUUUGGGCGCUGAAAAGACAGUAUAUAAUGCGUUGCAAGAGCUCGCACAUAACACACUUUCUGGAGUGAUCCCAUUAAAUCCGAAACAAAAAAAGCUAUUACAACCACACAGGAAAACAUUGGAAAAUCUUUGUGAUUGCAAAAAUCGGAAGAGCAUCAAGAAACGCAAACAACUCAUACUGCAAAGUGGUGGAUUCCUACCUAUUGUAUUAAGCGCAUUAGCUGGUGUAUUACCGACACUAUUAUCGAAAGCCUUUAUGUCAGACCCAAUACCGAUGGCCGUUUACCCAUAUGAUAUGGAAGAAAAUCUACCGCCGCCGCCCCAACAGCCCAUAGUUAACGAUGUGCCGGUUGGGAGUACAGUGCGGAAGAGACGCGUUAAUCCAUUGGACCGACAAACUCUUAACGAAAUGGUAAAGGCCCAACUCUUGGAACUAUUGAACGGAGAGCUGCCGUUGCCUCCACCGCCGCCACCGCCUGCACCACCAUCACCACCAUCACCACCAUUACCUCCGCCUCCACCUCCGUAUCCAAUGGACCAGAUCACAGCUCCCGCUUACGAACCGCACUUAUCCAUGCCAUCGAACAUUGCAGACAUCCCACUCCCGCCGUCCCCGUUGUCACCGCAUCCGCCGACUAAGCGCAAAUCGACUGAAGUCCGGACCGAUGCUGACGCGAUACCGCAUAAAUUAUCUAUCACCGACCCGUGGAACAUACCGUUCAACGACUCGGACGACGACACCGACGAUAUUUAA
Messenger RNA from Medioppia subpectinata, 2835 nucleotides. The record is from the annotation of a GenBank genome assembly. Lineage: Eukaryota; Metazoa; Arthropoda; Arachnida; Sarcoptiformes; Oppiidae.